Esox lucius (northern pike) is the source of this 3938-nucleotide messenger RNA. RefSeq names its product golgin A1 (gene golga1). The transcript is spliced from 24 exons. Gene Ontology annotation, cellular component: Golgi apparatus. The record is from RefSeq and is a predicted model, not a curated record. Lineage: Eukaryota; Metazoa; Chordata; Actinopteri; Esociformes; Esocidae. Bases 402 to 2957 code for a protein of 851 amino acids.
UGAUGUUAGCAGGUUAGCGUAAGAUACCCAGUUCAUGCAGAGCUAGGAAGACAUUUGUCGGUAAACAGUAGCUGUAUUUGUAGAAUUAGCUGUUAUAUUGGGAAAAGGUGAAGAUGCUAGUCCUUACAGACAAUACGUUAAAACCAAAAUGGACAUAACUUGGAUUUUCUUUACUUUGUCGGAGUUCAUACGAUACGAUUGUAUUAGAAAUGACCAUGACAGUUCCUUUGCCGGGGAUAGGACGCUUCAUUGAAAUACAGCUGUUCUGUGACCAAAAGGAGACAGGCGGAAAGUCCACAGCCUGAGUAGCAGAGGUCUUCGUUGUGGAGCAUUUUGGAAGGGAACCAGUUGCAUGCUAAAAGCUACACACUUGGGAAAAGAAACAUUAAGGCAAGGUGGAGAUGUUUGCCAAACUGAAAAAAAAGAUUGCUGAGGAGGCUGCCACAGCCCCCCGGACGGGAGUACGUAUGCCUCGCUCCUACAGCAAAGAAUCCAUUACGUCUGCAGGGGCAGACUCUGGGGACGAUUUUGCCUCUGAUGGCAGCAGCUCCAGGGAUGACCUUUCCUCCCAGAUCCUCAGAAGGAAUGAUCAGAUCCGCAAGCUGGAGGCCAAACUGUCAGACUACGCUGAACAGCUCCGACUCAUGCAGAAGACCAAGGACAAGCUUGAAAUUGCAUUAGAAAAACACCAGGAUUCCUCCAUGAGGAAACUGCAGGACCAGAAUGAGACUCACCAGGCCAGUCGAGCCAGAAUGGCCGAAGACAUGGCUUUGGCCCUGGAAAAGAAGGAUCAGGAAUGGAAGGAAAGGAUGUCAAUACUAGAGCAGGAGAAGACGUCUCUGGCUCUGCGGUUGGAUGAGAUGCUGGAGCAGAGUCUCAGUCUGUUCCAGAAGAGGGACGAUCUGGAUGAGCUGGAGGGUUUCCAGCAGCAGGAGCUGGCCAAAGUCAAACACAUGUUACUGAGAAAAGAGGAGCAGCUGGGCCAGCGGGAGAGAGAGCUUCAGCAGAAGGAGGCCGAGCUGCACACGACCAAGAAGGAUCUGGCUGAAGCCCAAGGGAAGCUGUGGAAUCUGGGAGUGGAGCACAAGGAACAGUGCAGGAUCAACACGGAGCUGGAGAUCGAAAGAGAGGAGCUGCUGGAGGUCCGGGAGGAGGCUGAGAAGAAGAUCACUGAACUGGAGGAGAGAGGCCAGAACCUGCAGAAAGUUAUCGAACAGGUGUCAGGGGACUUUCAGAAGUCACGUCGUGUGGCAGCGGGUGUGGAGAAGUCCCUCCGGUCCCUACAGACGGAGCACAACGCCCUGAAGCUUCAGCAACACAAGGCGGCAGUAACUGACGAGGACAAGGAGCGGGUCCUGCUCGACCUGCAGGAGAAGGUCUCCUCUCUGGAGAGGCGCCUGCGGGGCAACCUGAGCGAAGACGAGCUUCUCCGGGAGCUGCUCAACGAGAAGUCCGCCCUUGAGCAGAAGCUGGAGGACACAAGAGCAGGGCUGCUGGAGGCCCGGACGAACCAUGCAGACACGGUCAGCUCUCUGGAGGCUCAGAUAUCCCGACUCAACAACAGUGUCACAGAACUACAGACCCUGUUGCGACACAAAGACGACUCUUCGAAGAACUACAAGCAGAGAACUGAUGCACAGAUUGCAGGUCUGGAACAGCAGGUGCUGGAGAGCAGCGAGAGGCUCAAGAGCACUGAGCAGCAAAUCACUGACCAACAGGCGCACCUGGACAAACUGCAGGUAGAGUGGAGUGUGGAGAGGGACCGGCUGCAGCAGCAGGUGUCUGCAGAACAGCUGCAGGGCCAGGAGAGGGCAGGCCAGCUGCAGGAGCAGAUCACUGCGCUACAGAGAGACAGACACACAGAGCACACCUCUGCCCAAACCAGGAUUAGUGAGUUGGAGGAGGAGAGAGCAUCUUUGCUGAGAGGGAGAGAUGAAGCUGACAUGGCUCUGAGGAGACGGACAGAAAAACUGGAGCAAGCCAGGUCGGAGCUGAGCAGCAGACAGACAGUGAGUGUGGAGAUAGCCAUGGCCCUGGAGGACACCAGGAGACAGAAGGAGGAGCUCCAACUACAGGUAGGGGAGAUCACGGCGUCACUACAGUCAGCAUCGCACAGACUGGCCCUCGUCACGGAGCAGCUGAAGCAGAGGGAGGAGGAACUUGGAACACUUCGCAAUGAGCUGCAGAGUGCUCGGAACACCCGGUCCCAGAUCCAGGAGGAGGUGGAGAGGCUGCGGCUGAUGGCCCAGGAGAGACAGGAGGAGAAAGACAGCCAGCUGGUCAGCCUGAGGCAGGAGCUCCUCACCCAAACCGAACAGCUGGACUCCUGCCAGUCACGGGUAUCAGAGCUGGAGGUGGAGGUGGAGACCCUGACGUUGCAACUUCAGGCACCAGAGGUUUGUGAAACGGAUCAGAACGGGAGCGUGACCGUGGAUGACCUGGACCACAUGCAGAAGGCCAACAGAGACUUGGAGCAGCAGCUCAGUGACAAGAACAAGACCAUUAAGCAGCUGCAACAGAGGCUAGCAGAGCUAAAGAGGACCUUGCAGAAAGAGCUGAAGCUGAAACCUGAAACCGAGUCCGAGGGGAAGGAGAGGGUCCAAGAUGGGAGAGGGGAGAGGCAGGAGAGGCCAGACAGAAUCUUUCCAGAGCCCACACCACCCCCAGGUCCAGCACCAGGCCCGAACACCACUGUCACCAACACGUCUGACCUCAAUGACUCACGAGAAAUCAACUUUGAGUACCUCAAACACGUGGUGCUGAAAUUCAUGUCUUCUAGAGAGGCUGAGGCCUUCCAGCUGAUCAAAGCGGUGUCCGUAUUGCUGAACUUCAGUCGUGAAGAAGAGGACAUGUUGAAACAGACUCUAGAAUACAAGAUGUCUUGGUUUGGAUCGAAGCCUUCUCCAAAGGGUAUUGUUCGGCCGUCUGUCUCGGGGGCACCUACUCACUGGAGCUGAGGGAAGAGACGAGAAGACGACAGAGACACACACACGUGACUUCUAUCCUGCCCUUGCAUGACAUCUCCCAUCACUGUGGUAAACAACUGAACAUUGUGAAGAGGACACUACCUGAGCUUUAAAACUGUUUCUCACACGACUCAGAGUCCUAUGUAGCUCCAAUCUUUCCUGAGAAGGACUUUUCUCUGCUAUUUCUUCUUUUUGAUGUGAUUUUUAUUUACAAACAAAACAGUGAAAGCAGACAUGAGGUUUAUCCAUUGAUAAAUAUUAACCUUAGGAGUCCCUUGUCCCUCUGGGAAUCCAGUUAACAUGAGAUCUGUGAUUGAAACAGUCCACGUGUGUGUUAAAAGAGAAUGUAAUGUAAGUCUAUGUGCUCCAAUGUCUCUUUUUUUCCCAUAUAUUCAGACAGAGAAAACGGUAUUUACUGCCAAUCACUACCUAUGGUCUAUGCUUGGGAAAGAGAUUUAGUUGGAUUGUGAGUGCAUGAUAAUUAUAACCGUGUUAAUACUACCACCCUAAUCAACCCCUCUUCAGGUGAAUGGAACCUCCCAAGAUUUCUGAAGGACCCUUCAAAACAGUCUUUCAUUUGGUUCUUUCCUAUAACAAUAUUAACUCGAGGGCUUAUGUAGGAAAAUCCCUUGUUAAAAUGAGAACUUGAGGCAGGUUUGCUGUUCUCUUAAAGGGGAAUGAUAACCAUGAAUCAGUGGCUUUGAUGUUGAUGGAUUUUCUUUUUUAAAUGUUAUGUAAAGACAGAAGUGACUCUUAAUAUAAUGUGAAAUAAGUACAUAAUUAUUGAAAGGUAUCUAAAUAAGAAUUUUCUGAGGAUGUGCUCUACCUUGAACUGCCUUGCGUUUGUGUAAAUGAAAAGUACAUUCCAUAUGUCUAUUUAUAUAUGAAAACUGUACAUAUGCUUUGAGAACUUUAUAAAUCAGUGGAUGUAAGUGAUUUUGUUUGAUGUUGCAGUAUUUUACACCUUAUCAA